UCUCCCCCCUCGCUCUCUCGCUCGCGCUCUCUCUCUGAGCAUCCUUGGGCCCGGGGUUGCCAUGGGGACAAGGUGGGAGCCGGGGAUGGCGCGCGCCUGGGCUCGCGCCGGCAGCUCAGGCGAGGAGCAGCGGCCAGAGCAGCGCCAGCAGCAGGCAGCGAGCGGGCGCGGGAGCGGGAGCGGGAGCGGGGGUAGCGUUGUCGGCGGCGGCUCCUCCUCGGCCAUCCCCUCGGAGCCGUGCAGCUGACGCGCAUGGCGAAGACAGCGGCGCCUACCGAUGGGAGCAGCGGUUCUCAACUGGACCCGGUUGGUGGCCUGAAUGUAUUAGCUUCGCUGCGUUUGCCCAAGAGAAAUAAGAAUGUCUAAGCCCCUGGAGGCCGAGAAGCAAGGUCUGGACUCCCCGUCAGAGCACACAGACACUGAAAGAAAUGGACCAGACACUAACCAUCAGAACCCCCAGAAUAAAACCUCCCCGUUCUCCGUGUCCCCAACCGGCCCCAGCACCAAGGUGGGCAUUCUCUCUGGCCUCCACUUAACAUUCUGGGGUCCCGGACCCUGCCUCUCUCCCCUCCAGAUCAAGGCUGAAGACCCCAGUGGCGACUCAGCCCCAGCAGCACCCCCGCCCCCCCCGGCGGCUCAGCCACAUCUGCCCCAGGCCCAACUCAUGUUGACGGGCAGCCAGCUAGCCGGGCUCACGGCGCUGAUGCCAACUCAGCAGCAGCUCCUCCUGCAGCAAGCCCAGGCCCAGCUCCUGGCCGCCGCCGUGCAGCAAUCCAGUGCCGCCGCCGCCGCCGCCGCUGCUGCCUCCUCCACCUCCUCCUCCUCUUCCUCCUCCUCCUCCUCCUCUGCCUCUUCCUCGACCUCACAGCCCCCAGCCUCCUCUGGAGGGGGCGACCUGCCACCACCACAGCCUGCCAGCCAGCCCCCUGGGACCCCGCAGCUCACCCUCUCCCAGCCCAUCCAACUCACAGCACAGGACAUACAGCAGCUCCUCCAGCUUCAGCAGCUGGUGCUUGUCCCCGGCCACCACCUCCAGCCACCUGCUCAGUUCCUGCUGCCACAGGCCCAGCAGAGUCAGCCAGGCCUGCUACCGACGCCAAAUCUCUUCCAGCUACCUCAGCAAACCCAGGGAGCUCUUCUGACCUCCCAGCCCCGGGCCGGGCUGCCCACACAGGCCGUGACCCGCCCCACGCUGCCCGACCCGCACCUCUCACACCCGCAGCCCCCCAAAUGCUUGGAGCCACCAUCCCACCCCGAGGAGCCCAGUGACCUGGAGGAGCUGGAGCAGUUCGCCCGCACCUUCAAGCAACGCCGCAUCAAACUGGGCUUCACACAGGGUGACGUGGGCCUGGCCAUGGGCAAGCUCUACGGCAACGACUUUAGCCAGACCACCAUCUCCCGUUUCGAGGCCCUCAACCUGAGCUUCAAGAACAUGUGCAAACUCAAGCCCCUUCUGGAAAAGUGGCUCAACGACGCAGAGACUAUGUCUGUGGACUCAAGCCUGCCCAGCCCCAACCAGCUGAGCAGCCCCAGCCUGGGCUUUGACGGGCUACCCGGCCGGAGACGCAAGAAGAGGACCAGCAUUGAGACAAACGUCCGCUUCGCCUUAGAGAAGAGUUUUCUAGCGAACCAGAAGCCUACCUCAGAGGAGAUCCUGCUGAUCGCAGAGCAGCUGCACAUGGAGAAGGAAGUGAUCCGCGUCUGGUUCUGCAACCGGCGCCAGAAGGAAAAACGCAUCAACCCCUGCAGUGCAGCCCCCAUGUUGCCCAGCCCGGGAAAACCGGCCAGCUACAGCCCCCAUCUGGUCACACCCCAGGGGGGCGCCGGGACCUUGCCAUUGUCCCAAGCUUCCAGCAGUCUGAGCACAACAGUUACUACCUUAUCCUCAGCUGUGGGGACGCUUCACCCCAGCCGGACAGCCGGAGGGGGUGGGGGCGGGGGCGGGGCCGCGCCCCCCCUCAAUUCCAUCCCCUCUGUCACUCCCCCACCCCCGGCCACCACCAACAGCACAAAUCCCAGCCCUCAAGGCAGCCACUCGGCUAUCGGCUUGUCGGGCCUGAACCCCAGCACGGGAAGCACAAUGGUGGGGUUGAGCUCCGGGCUGAGUCCAGCCCUCAUGAGCAACAACCCUUUGGCCACUAUCCAAGCCCUGGCCUCUGGUGGAACCCUGCCCCUUACCAGCCUUGACGGCAGCGGGAACCUGGUGCUGGGGGCGGCUGGCGCGGCCCCGGGGAGCCCCGGCCUGGUGACCUCGCCGCUCUUCUUGAACCACGCUGGGCUGCCCCUGCUCAGCGCCUCGCCUGGCGUGGGCCUGGUCUCGGCAGCCGCUGCGGCCGUGGCGGCCUCCAUCUCCAGCAAGUCUCCGGGCCUCUCCUCCUCCUCCUCCUCCUCCUCCUCCUCCUCCUCCUCCUCCUCGUCCUCCACUUGCAGUGAGGCGGCAGCACAGACCCCUGGAGGCCCUGGGGGGCCCGAGGCAGGGUCCAAGCCCGAGUGAGGAUCCACCUUGCCUCCCCUCCUACUCCUCUGAUCCCCACCUCAUUCCCCCCGCCUGGGAAGAGGGCAAGGAGGUCAGCGGUGGUGGCGCAGAGGGUCCUUGGAGCUGGAGUGACAAGGGAGGAAAGACCAAAAGAAAACAAAAAACAAAAAACAAAAAAAAACCCAACUAACCAAAAAAACAAAACAAAACAAAAGGAAGAAAGAAGGAAAGAAAGAAAAUGAAAGAAACCAACCAACAAAAAGAAACCAAAAAUAAUCUCAACAGAAACCAGCUGCCCCAAAGGAACCAGAGGUGAAAAACAAACCAAAACCAAAACCAAAAAAAAUGCCCCACAAAACCAAACCAAAACCCAGUUGCGAGCCAGACCUCAGUGUGCUCACCCUCACCGCUACGACACCAAAUAAGAACCCCAGCCAGGGGCAGAGAAGCCUCGGCAGGGUGGACCUCUCGCCGAGCCCCUGGCUGGGGGGCCAACCCCCAAUCUUGCCUCCCUUGGUGGGGGCCAGAGAAGGCAAAAGAGAAUGUGCCAGCCUCCAGCCCCAGCCCCCAGCCCUGGGCCAGCGAAGACAGGGCACAGCCUGGGGCUGACGGGUUGGGCUCAGAACCACCUGCCAAAUGUUCUUUUCCAGAAGGUGAAAGAGAAGGGGCCUAAACAACCUUACACCAAAUAUUCAGUAGCUUCAUCCAAAGGAUGUACAGAAUUUUUAGCGUUGCGCUCAACAGAAUGUGUCCCUACCAUGUGUCCCCCUCUCCCUUGGUCCCCAGCUCUCCCCGCCUGGGCAGGGGUCUCGCUUUAACCUCCUCCCUCCCCCAGCCAGGGGAGAGCGCAGGGCAGGCCUGGGAUGAUUUUUCACCCCUCAUACCUCCCCCUUUUCCCUUUGAAGGGUGGGCUAGGCUGUUUUGUGAAGUUCUAGCUCUCACAUGUGCCCCCUCAACCCCAUCACUGUCCUCUGCUCUGGAAUCCACCCACCGCCCCGGCCCAAGGGAAGGUGGACGUUUCGGGCAAGAGGGAUGAGGUGAGGGCAUUUGAGUUGUCUCUUUUCCCAUCCUUGUCUGUCAGUUUCCCUGAAAAAAAAAAAAAAAUUCAUAUUCCAGUGCCUAUCCGUGGGAUCCUUCACGUUCUUUGACAUUGACCAGAAACCAAAAAGAGAACUCACCUCACUCUUCCCACCCUGUGCCCCUCUGAUACUGGCAGAUGCCUCUUCCUCCCCCCCCACACAUGUAUACACGCACGCACCCCAGUGGUGGGGUUCCUCAAGGUGGCAUCCCCAUCAGGGUCCAUGUGGCGGGGACAGUGCCAUGACCUGUGGUCCCCAUCCAAGAGGCCGCUGUGGUGGCCACCACUCCCACGAGACCUCCCUCAAGUCUUGGCUGGACCCCAUGUUUACCCAGCCCCGGACCCGUCUCAACGGACAGAGGAGAGACGCCGCUGGGAGCCACUUUGCCCUCCUGCUAUGUGGAGGCCAACAAAGUUUUGAACCAAAAACAAAACACACACACAAAAAAACAAAAAAAACCAAACAAACAAUAAAUUAAAACUAGAAAAAAAAAGAAUUUAUAGAUAUAUAUAUAUUUAAGGGAAAGAAGACGAGGACUUUUCAAGAAUAAGAAGGAGCCGCGAGGUGGAGCCAAGCCCCUGCACCAGUGGUCCAGGCCCUUGGUCCCCAAGGCGGAUGGAAGGACAGACGCUUCUUUCUCUUCACAAAUACCUCAUGGACCGUCGUCUUCGGGAAAGCCGGAGGGGGAGGCUGGGGCUGGGCCUGUCCCUCAGCCAGGGCAGAUGGAAGCGGGCGGGCAGGGCUGGGAGGGGGGCUCAGGGACAGGAGUCAAGAGCCCCAAGCUCCCUGCCCUCCAAUCCAUUGAAAAAGCUUUAAAAAAAAAAAAAAAAAGAAACAAGGAAUAAGCAAGCAAAAAGAAUGGACAAAGGAAAACGAACAAACUUUCGGGUGGUUUGAUUCCUCUUCUGAUUUCUUUCUCUGUUCUCUUCAGUCCGUUCUCUCUCUGCUUCUCUCUCUCCCUCAUCCUUCACUCUUCUCUCGCCCCUCUCAGUCUCCUCUUUCUGUGUCUCUCCUCAAACCAAAGUGUUGCUGUGAAGGACGCGAGCCAUUGAAAUCAGAGGCCUGGACCCCGCUGGGCAGAGCAGCGGGGAGCCCAGAGCCCCGAGCCCCCAGCAGUGCCACUGGACACUCCAAGGAGAGGUGGCCGCUGCCCUGGGUCCCCCAAGUCCUCAGCGUCCUUUCUUUCUUGUCUCCUUUCUCCCACCCGGGAAACGAAACUGUUGGGCUGGGCCACGGAGACAGCAGAGACUCGGCUGUUUUGGGGGUCUCGGGGUGCCUUGUCUGGGCAGCAGUGGAACGGCUGCCCCUCCCGCCCUGGCACUGAUGGGGCCUGGCAUGCCGUUGAACCAUCCUUGCCGGAAUGUAAGCAUCUCCGCUGAACCGACUCCCUGCCCUUACCCUACCUCUGAGUUUGUCCAUGUUUAUUUCCUGAAGAGAAGGGACUGGCGAGAGGGCCUGGGCCCCAGCCCAAGGGUGGAGAGGGGGCCAAGGGCUCCUGAACAGAUAGGAAGGACAUUUGAGCAGAGCAAAAUGAAAGGAAUUAUGACCAAAUACCCCUCCGAGAAGACAGGCAGCAUGGAAGGCAUGGUGGAGAUGACUCAAAAACUAUGAUUCUAGACCAAAAAAAAAACAAAAAACAAAAAACAAAAAACAAAACAAAAAAAAACACAAAAAACCCAAAAAACAAACAAACAAAAAAAAACCACCAAAAAACCCCACAAAAAAACAAGAAAAAGAAAAAAAAAACAAAAACAAAAAAAACAAAAAAAGAAAAAAAGGAAAAAAGAAGAAAAAAAGGAAAGAAAGUCCAGGACUCACCACCACCCACUUCAUCCUGCUUCCUCCCCAUCAAGUCCGGCCACACGGGACCUCUCCCACACCCCGUACCCCCCAGUGUGGGGGGAGUGGGGCAGAGAGGAGAGGAGGAAGCAGGGGCAGGGAUGGGGCCAAUGCCCUGACAUUGGUGGAGGGACCCCCGUGCAGCGGGGGGCGGGGGGUACCCUCCCCAUCCAACCCCCAUAACUGGGAAAAGAAAAACAAGAAAAAAAAAGAAAAUUCCUGGGAGGGGAAAAAUAACCAAAUCCCAAGCUUUAACUACAGCUGUGAAACCAAAUAUUGGGAAGGGGGUGGGAGGGAGGGAGGGGCAAGUGUGCCCCAGGUCUCCUCCCUGGGCCCCCCUCCCCCGAGGACUCUAGAUAAGGCACCAAAUACCUCAUAGAACUUUAAUGUUAUAAAAAGGAAACCAAAUAUCGUUGGCUGGGGGCCAGCCAGGGCAAGGGGCUGGGGGGCUUGGGGGGAGCCAGGGUUGGGAAGGUGAUGGGGGAAUUCAUGCCCCCCACCCCGCUCUGCCCCUUCCACUCCAGUACCCCCUGUCUCGACUCCGGGAAACAAAACUAUCUCAUCGUUUUUAUUUUGUGGUCUGUACAGAGCCUGUGUCCGUGUGUCUGUGUGUGAGCGAGAGAGUUGGGGGGCUGGGGGACUUUAUGUGGGAGAUGGGGAGGGAGACCCCAAGCUAGGCUCUGGGCUAGGUGAGAUGUCUGAAGUGGGGGGCCAGCGGCCUGGGCUGGAAAGAGAGGAAGAUGAGUGGAUUGGAGGAAGGGGGAACCUUCUGAAAUUCUCUUCUCCCCAACCCUGACCUCCUAUUUGAGGGAGGGACAGAGAAUGGGUCUACCCUAAUGGUGGGCCUUUUGUGCCAAAAAAAAAAAAAAAAAAAAAUGCCAGUAACUGAAACAUCUCUCUGUUCUCUUCUGGGAGGGUGGGGGCUGGAAUUGGGAGGGAGGGGGUGGGGGUAUAAGUAGGGUUGGGUGGAGAUGGGGAACCCAAGCCCUAUAAGAGUUGGGGCUAUGAUCAGGAGGGGAGGGAAGGAUAUGAGUCUUGUUCUGUUCCCCCAACCCCCUUCCCGCCCCCAGCACAUCUCUGCCCUGGGGAAGCCCAAGAGAGGGUCUCCAAGCCCCGAACCCUGGGCAGACAGGCUAAGGGAUUAGCCUCUUAGGUGAUGACCUGACUAAUUUCCUUGCCCACCCAAAUCCCAGGGUGCCUCUCUCUCCCUUUAGCCCAGGGUAGGGGGAACUGAGUGAGAGAGAGAGUGAGACCGACUGAGCAAGACUGAGACACGCGGGCCCCCACUGGCCUCCAAGUGGGAAAGGCAAGUGAGAGAGAUAAAGGCCUCCAAGAGAAAAAAAAAAAACAAACCAAAGAUUUAACCAUUAAAAAGAAAAACCCACAGACAACUCCGCUACCUUUUUAUACGUUGGAAAAAAAAGUGAAAAAAAUUAAAAAAGAAAAAUUUAAAAAAAUACACAAAAACUCCAAGCCGCAGUUCCUUCAUGCGGUUUGAACUUUGACCUCAGCAGUCUCCAAAGCAAGAUGACGAUGACAAAGGCGAAAAAGAAGAAAAAAAAUAAUGUAUAUUUUUAAGUAUUUGUCCUUGAAAUGUUAGCUCCUUGUUAAACAAACACAAAAAGGAGAGAAAAAUCUAGAGAGAAGUGUUGCUGGGAUGGAGACAACUAUUUACUAUGUCUGUGACCCCUCCCUUCUGCCUCCCUUUCCUCUCCUCUAUCCCUGCUGCCCCUCCCCCAGCCUGUCCUCCAAGUCCAGGGGCUCAGUAUUUGUUUAUUUGCAUAUCUGCAGGGUGACGGGCUUCUCUGCACGUGUAGAGAGGGCCUUUGGAUCCUGGUGGGGUGGGAAAGGGGCAAGGAGUCUGGGGGAAAAGCAGGGGCCUGAUCUUGGAUCAACUCCUCUCUGCUAGCUCCUUUCUGGCUUCCUGUCCUUCCUGCUGCCACUGUCACCUCCCAAAUCCAAGCUUGUGCUAGGGCAAGAUGAGCACCCACCUUGUAAAGAUCUUAGUGGCUCAGCCCUUUCUGGGGUGGGUGUCUCCCACCCAUUCAUUUAGAUGAUCAGGUUGGAAUGGGGAGGGAGGAGGUGGCAAGUAGAGGGCAAGGGAGACCAUGAAAUGGUGUCUGGAAAUUGAGUAGGCCUGGAGGAGACCUGCCUUUCAUCUGUUCUCAGAAGUUAGCCCCACUUUCAGUUCUGUCUGACCCCUGUGUUGGUAGCCCCUCCCUGCCCAUCCUGUACCCCUCCCUGUCUCUUCUCGUGGUAGCGGGUUAGCGUUUCAGUGUUCUUAACUCCAAUCUGCUUGUUCAUUGUACAAUGUGCUUCUUUUAAGGCCCCAUUUUUGUAACUUGAGUGUGUCAUUCAUCUGAACAACAUCAAAAAAUAAAAAAGUAAAAACUGUA
This is a messenger RNA of Mustela lutreola (European mink), 7790 nucleotides long. RefSeq names its product POU class 2 homeobox 2 (gene POU2F2). The transcript is spliced from 17 exons. Gene Ontology annotation, biological process: regulation of transcription by RNA polymerase II. NCBI's taxonomy places the organism in Eukaryota, Metazoa, Chordata, Mammalia, Carnivora, Mustelidae. Bases 359 to 2494 code for a protein of 711 amino acids. The record is from RefSeq and is a predicted model, not a curated record. Gene Ontology annotation, molecular function: RNA polymerase II cis-regulatory region sequence-specific DNA binding; DNA-binding transcription factor activity, RNA polymerase II-specific. Gene Ontology annotation, cellular component: nucleus.